GGAGCCCGCGCGGUUCCCCUCAGCGCGCGUGGUCCCCUCAGGGCUCCCGGUUCUCGCAGUUCAGCAAGUGAGGCAGAACGGGUAGUCCCUGGGUUCCCCCCGAGUGUGCGACUCCUUUUCCAAAGUCUUUUCCUGCUGUGGCUUUAGCGGGACUCUGCGAGCUGGGUCGCUUAGAUUCACGAGUGCUCGGGAGGUUCCUCGUCGGGCCCCGGACCGGAGAAUACGUUAGUUUUGAAAACUAAGUGAAAUUGGCCACAGAAAAUCGAGAGCCUCGGUUACAACCGACUUAUCCUGCAAAUUGGUAGAGGAACGGUGGUACCUGAACCCUUCAGUACUGAGUCGUUUACUCUGGAUGUUUACAGGUACAAGGAUUCCUUGAGAGAAGACAUCCAGAAAGCAGAUCUUGUUAUUAGUCACGCAGGUGCAGGAAGCUGUUUGGAGGCUCUGGAAAAAGGAAAGCCACUCGUAGUGGUCAUAAACGAAAAGUUGAUGAACAAUCAUCAGCUGGAACUGGCAAAGCAGCUACACAAAGAGGGUCAUCUCUUUUAUUGUACCUGCAGGGUCCUGACUUGUCCUGGGCAAGCCAAGUCCAUUGCUUCUGCUCCUGGGAAGUGCCAAGAUUCUGCAGCGCUGACUUCAACUGCCUUCUCAGGCCUAGACUUUGGGCUGCUUUCCGGAUACCUGCAUAAGCAAGCCCUUGUUACUGCUACCCAUCCUACCUGCACCCUGCUUUUUCCCUCUUGCCACACUUUUUUUCCUCUCCCUCUCACCCCGACCCUGUACAAAAUGCAUAAAGGAUGGAAAAACUACUGCAGCCAGAAGUCUUUGAAUGAGGCAUCAAUGGAUGAAUAUUUAGGCAGCUUAGGGCUGUUUCGAAAGCUGACUGCCAAGGAUGCCUCUUGCCUCUUUCGGGCUAUUUCGGAGCAGUUGUUUUGCAGCCAGGUCCAUCAUUUGGAAAUCAGGAAGGCUUGUGUCUCAUAUAUGAGGGAAAAUCAACAAACUUUUGAGUCUUAUGUGGAGGGAUCUUUUGAGAAAUACCUGGAACGGUUGGGAGAUCCCAAGGAAAGUGCUGGCCAGCUGGAAAUAAGAGCUCUUUCUCUAAUUUAUAAUCGGGAUUUCAUUCUUUAUCGCUUUCCUGGAAAACCUCCAACUUAUGUCACAGAUAAUGGCUAUGAAGACAAGAUUCUACUCUGCUAUUCAAAUAGUGGUCACUACGAUUCUGUGUACUCAAAACAAUUUCAGUCAAGUGCAGCUGUUUGUCAGGCUGUAUUGUAUGAAAUUCUCUAUAAAGAUGUGUUUGUUGUGGAUGAAGAAGAGUUGAAAACUGCGAUUAAAUUGUUUCGAAGUGGUUCUAAGAAGAACAGAAAUAAUGCUGUGACUGGAAGCGAGGAUGCCCAUACUGAUUACAAGAGUUCAAAUCAGAAUAGGAUGGAAGAGUGGGGUGCCUGCUACAAUGCUGAAAAUAUACCAGAGAGCUACAAUAAAGGAACAGAAGAAACAAAGUCUCCAGAAAAUCCAUCAAAGAUGCCCUUCCCCUAUAAGGUGCUCAAAGCCCUGGAUCCGGAAAUCUAUCGUAAUGUAGAGUUUGAUGUUUGGUUGGACAGCAGAAAAGAACUUCAAAAAUCUGAUUACAUGGAGUAUGCUGGGAGACAGUACUAUUUGGGAGACAAGUGUCAGGUUUGCUUGGAAUCAGAUGGAAGAUAUUAUAAUGCUCAUAUCCAGGAAGUUGGAAAUGAGAACAAUUCAGUAACAGUCUUCAUUGAAGAAUUGGCAGAAAAGCAUGUUGUUCCACUGGCUAACUUAAAACCAGUUACCCAAGUGAUGCCUGUUCCUGCCUGGAAUGCUAUGCCCAGUCGGAAAGGAAGAGGUUAUCAGAAAAUGCCUGGGGGAUAUGUCCCAGAAAUAGUUAUAUCAGAGAUGGACAUAAAGCAACAGAAGAAGAUGUUCAAGAAAAUUCGAGGAAAAGAAGUUUACAUGACUAUGGCUUAUGGCAAGGGAGAACCCCUCCUCCCACCCAGGCUACAACACAGUAUGCAUUAUGGGCAUGAUCCUCCAAUGCACUACUCACAGACAGCUGGCAAUGUUAUGUCUAAUGAACAUUUUCAUCCUCAACAUCCAUCUCCGAGACAAGGUCGGGGAUAUGGGAUGCCCAGGAAUUCAUCUCGGUUUAUAAACAGGCACAACAUGCCGGGCCCUAAAGUUGAUUUUUACCCAGGCCCAGGUAAAAGGUGCUGCCAGAGCUAUGAUAACUUCUCUUACAGAUCUCGUUCAUUUAGACGUAGUCACCGCCAGAUGAGUUGUAUGAACAAGGAGUCCCAGUAUGGAUUUGCCCCAGGGAAUGGACAGAUGCCCAGGGGCUUAGAAGAAACUAUUACUUUUUAUGAAGUUGAAGAAGGGGAUGAGACUGCUUAUCCAGCUUUACCUAAUCAUGGAGGUCCCUCUACAAUGGUUCCUGCUACUUCAGGAUACUGUGUUGGAAGGCGGGGACAUAGCUCAGGCAAACAGACUUUGAAUUUAGAGGAGGGCAAUGGCCAGAGUGAAAAUGGGGGAUAUCAUGAAGAAUAUCUUUAUCGUGCAGAGCCAGACUAUGAAACUUCAGGUGUUUAUAGCACAACUGCAUCUACAGCAAACUUGGGGCUUUGGCUAUACUUGAACACAGACUUUGGAAUUGUCCGUGUUAAGUGGGGCUCACCUUUUCACAGUAAGUCUCUUCAGGACAGAAAAUCAUGUUCUAUGUCUCCUCAGGACACAGUUACCUCGUACAACUACCCCCAGAAGGUGAUGGGAAAUAUUGCAGCAGUUGCAGCUUCCUGUGCCAAUAAUGUUCCAGCUCCAGUCUUAUCUAAUGGUGCAGCAGCUAAUCAAGCUGUUAGUACUACUUCAGUUUCCUCACAGAAUGCUAUACAGCCUCUAUUUGUAUCUCCACCUACACACGGCAGGCCAGUGAUUGCCUCACCAUCCUAUCCAUGCCAUUCUGCUCCUAUUCCUCAUGCUGGUGCCUCUCUACCACCACCACCACCACCACCACCACCGCCACCACCACCACCACCACCUCCUCCUCCUCCUCCUCCUCCUCCUCCUCCUCUUGAUGUGGGAGAGGCUUCAAACUUACAACCACCACCACCACUACCACCUCCACCUUAUUCCUGUGAUCCAAGUGGCAGUGAUUUGCCUCAAGAUACAAAAGUUUUGCAGUACUAUUUCAAUCUAGGAUUACAGUGCUAUUACCACAACUACUGGCACUCCAUGGUCUAUGUGCCACAGAUGCAGCAGCAGCUUCAUGUAGAGAAUUAUCCAGUCUAUACUGAGCCACCUCUGGUAGAUCCAACCAUUCCUCAAUUUUACAGUGAGGUGAGGAGAGAAGAUGGCACACAGGCGGAAGCAUCAGCAAAUGAUACUUUUCCGAAUGCUGAUCCUUCAUCUGUCCCUCAUGGAGCAGUCUAUUAUCCAGUAAUGUCAGAUCCCUAUGGGCAGCCACCUUUGCCAGGUUUUGACUCCUGCCUCCCAGUUGUGCCAGAUUAUUCCUGUGUUCCCCCCUGGCAUCCAGUUGGUACAGCAUAUGGUGGUUCUUCUCAAAUUCAUGGUGCUAUAAAUCCUGGGCCAAUUGGCUAUCUUGCUCCAUCUCCCCCAGCUUCUCACUAUGUACCUCAGGGUAUGUAAGAUCCAGCAGUAUGAAGUAUUCUUGCACUGCCAUUUUCUUGCUGUUUUUGUUUUUAGAAAGUUUUUUAUGUUAGUGGUUAAAUGAUUUAGGUGAUUAGUGUUUACUAUUGUAUUUGUCUUUAAAAUUAUUUUACCUUUUGAUUUAAAAUAGUACUUUAAAAUAAAGGGAUAUUAUUUUGGGCUGUGACUAAGGAAAUUGAGAUGGAUGUACAACUAGCCCCAUAUUGAGCAUACUUCAUUGUAUUCAGCUAUUUUCCUGUCAGCCAUUUGUCAGCUUUAUAUUAGCUGAUGGUACCAAUUGAUAAAAUGAAUAUAAAGUAUUUCAUUGGUUCAGAGAUCACACAUCAUAUUAAACCAUGCAGAAUUGGAAUAACUUGAACUUUUUUCUAGAAAGUAAAACCAAGAGCCUUUGCUUCUGGGUAACUCACUUAAUAUUAAAUUAAAGAGCUCUUCAGGUUUCUUGAGAAUUGUCUGAAGCCAGUUGCAUUCUGUGAUAUCAGUUUUGAAGGCACAUGGUUCUCUGCUUUAGAUUUAUCCCAUACGCUAUUGUUUAAUACUGGAUGUAUGUAAGUGUUUUACUGCACUGUAUUGAAUUGGUGUCUUUUGCACAGUUAGCAGUAAAUAAAAAAUAGCAUUUAAAAUUGCCAAAA
Molecule: messenger RNA, 4310 nt
Organism: Macaca mulatta (Rhesus monkey)
Lineage: Eukaryota; Metazoa; Chordata; Mammalia; Primates; Cercopithecidae
Source: RefSeq, a predicted model, not a curated record